Molecule: messenger RNA, 8186 nt
Organism: Chelonoidis abingdonii (Abingdon island giant tortoise)
Lineage: Eukaryota; Metazoa; Chordata; Testudines; Testudinidae
Source: RefSeq, a predicted model, not a curated record
UCCUGGUUGCUACAGGUAGUCGAGAAGCGAGGGGCGCUGCGUCGCCCGCUCUGCUGCAAGGGGCUGCGGGUUGUCUGGCCUCUCUCGAGCGCAGAGGAGUUUCUAGGCCGUGCUCUUUUAUUAUUAUUAAUGCACCCAGCUUCCCCGCACGCCCCUUCCUCGCGCUGACGAUGCUGCGGCGAGGCGCGUGAUUCAGAACUUGCUGCUGCCGCCGCGCCGAGUAACCUGCCGCCGUGGAGUUUGGGCGGAGUGUGAGCGUCUCUCCGGGACGCUGCAGCCUGCUGGGGGAGUGACUAGCGAGCCCUUGCCGGGAGCGGGGGCGGAGGGACCGGCCAGCAGCCGAGGGGCUCCGAGCCCUGGCGGGGCAGCCUGGCGAGCGGACUCGCAGCCAGAGGAGGCGGCCCCGCGCACCGUGUGCCCUCAGGGGAAGCGGGGAUGGACCUCGCAUUGUUCCUUUGCUAAGCAACUCGUGCGGGGCGCUGGCGCCGCGGAACAUGGGCUCCUCGUCUUUGUCUCCCGAGUGAGCGAGCCCUUCGCCCGCCGCCUUUGUGAGCCGAGCACCGCGAACAUGGAUGUGACCAUUUCCGAGCUCAUGGAGCUCUUCCUGCAGAGCCCUUUGGUGACCUGGGUGAAGACAUUUGGCCCAUUAGGGAAUGAAAAUGAAGACAAAUUGACUAUGUAUAUGGAUCUGGUAGAUGGUGUCUUUCUGAACAAAAUCAUGUUGCAAAUAGAUCCACGGCCGACAAACCAACGUGUCAACAAGCACGUCGAUAAUGAUGUCAACCUCCGAAUCCAAAACCUGACCAUCUUAGUCAGAAACAUCAAGAUUUAUUAUCAGGAGGUCCUCCAGCAGCUGAUCAUAAUGCAUUUACCAAACGUUUUAACGAUUGGCAAAGAUCCUCUUUCUGGUAAAAGUAUGGAUGAAAUUAAGAAGAUGCUGUUGUUGGUGUUGGGCUGUGCUGUACAGUGUGAAAGAAAGGAAGAGUUUAUCGAAAGAAUAAAACAACUGGAUAUUGAGACUCAGGCUGCAAUUGUUUCACACAUUCAGGAGGUGACUCAGAACCAGGAGAAUGUGUUUGACUUGCAGUGGCUAGAGCUGCCAGAUAUGGCCCCAGAAGAACUGGAGUCUCUCUCAAGAAAUAUGGUUUUCCAUCUCAAGAGGCUUAUUGAUGAGAGAGACGAGUGCACAGAACUGAUUGUGGAUCUCACUCAAGAGAGAGAUUAUCUACAGUCUCAGCAACCACCAAGUCCUUUGAAAACAUCUAGUCCGGACUCUUCACCAAACCUAGCGAGUCGUUUCUCCAGUGAGGACAAGCAGCACCUGGCUGUUGAGCUGGCAGACACACGAGCAAAGCUGAGAAGGGUCCGACAGGAAUUGGAAGAAAAAUCUGAGCAACUUGUGGACACUAAACAUGAAGCAGAACAGCUUGUACAAGAGCUGCAGAAAAUAAAACAGGAGAACAUCCACCUGGCAGCUGAUGCACGCUCCGCCCGAGCAUACAGAGAUGAACUGGAUUCACUGAGAGAGAGAGCAAACAGAGUCGAGAGACUCGAGAUGGAACUAGUCCGGUGUAAAGAGAAACUGCAUGACGUAGAUUUCUACAAGGCUCGUAUGGAGGAAUUAAGAGAAGACAACAUCAUAUUAAUUGAAACAAAGGCUAUGCUAGAAGAACAGUUAACAGUAGCAAGAGCUCGUGGUGAUAAAUUGCAUGAACUAGAGAAGGAAAACUUGCAAUUGAAAUCCAAACUUCAUGAUGUAGAGCUGGACCGGGACACAGACAAGAAGCGAAUUGAAGAGCUGCUGGAAGAGAAUAUGGUACUGGAGAUUGCGCAAAAACAGAGCAUGAAUGAGUCUGCACACCUGGGCUGGGAACUAGAACAGCUGUCAAAGAGCACGGACCUCGCAGAUACUAGGAAGUCCUUUGUGUUUGAGCUAAACGAGUGUGCAUCGAGUCGCAUUCUGAAGCUAGAAAAGGACAAUCAGAGCCUGCAAAACACUAUCCAGGAGCUCAGAGAUCUCUCUCUGACCACGGAAGAGAGCAGCCUAAAGUUUGUAGAGCUGGAAAAGGAGAAUCAACAACUUAGCAAGAAGAUUGAGAAGUUGCAAAAUCAGAUUGAAAAAGAGAAACAAAGCAACCAAGACUUGGAGAUUUUAAGCGAGGAGCUGAUAAAAGAGAAAGAACAGCUACAGGGUGUCAUGGAAACUGUAAAAGCCGACAAAGACAGACAGAUUAAUGACCUCCAACAAGAGAAUGACCACCUCAACCAAGUGGUUUUGUCCCUGAGGCAGAGGGCUCAGGUUAGUAGCGAGGCCAGAGUAAAAGACAUUGAAAAAGAGAACAAGAUGCUCCAUGAAACAGUUACAGAGACUAGUAGCAAACUCAGCAAGCUGGAGUUUGAGAAGAAACAAUUGCAUAAAGAUUUUGAACAGGUUAAAGAAAAGGUAGAACGAGUGGAGGAAAUGGAGAAAGAGCUCCAUCGGCUAGAGAGGGAGAAUGAGCAGCUCACAAAGAAGGCAGCAGCCAUGAAAAUUGUAACAGAAAAAGUUGAGGUUCUAGAGCAGGAAAAUGGGGAUCUGGAAGUGGAGAACAGGAAGUUGAGAAAGUCCCUGGAUACCUUACAGAAUGUUUCCAUCCGUCUAGAGGACCUGCAGAGGGACAACAAGCAACUGGAUGAAGAGAACCUGGAGCUCAGGAGAGUGGUAGAGACCAUGAGAUUCACCAGCACAAAAAUGGCACAGAUAGAGGAAGAAAAUAAAGAGCUGGAGAAGGAGAAAGAGGAGCUAAGAAAAAAUGUGGAGAUGUUAAAAAUACUGGGAAAGAAGUCGGAAAGGCUGGAGCUGAGCUAUCAGAGUGUGAACUGUGAGAAUCAGAGGCUUCAGCAGAUCCUGGAGAACAGCAGCAAAAAAACCCAAGAGCUAGAAAAAGAGCUACAGGGAAUGGAAAGUGAAAAUCAGGUCCUCCAGAGAAAACUUGAAGAGCUGAAGAUUUCCAGCAAACGGCUGGAGAGGUUAGAAAAGGAGAACAAAGUGCUGGAGCAAGAAGUGUCCCAACUGGAGAAAGACAAAAAGAUGCUAGAGAGGGAAACAAAAAGGCUUUGGCAGCAGAUGGAGUUGAAAGAUGCUAUUUUGGAUGAUAACACAGUAAAGCUGGCGGCUGUGGAGAAGGAAAACAGAACACUUGAAAAAGAAAUGGCUCGAUUCAGAGAUUCGUCUAAUAAGAUGAAAGAAUUUGAAAAAGACAAUAAAGACCUUAUAAAGCAAGUUACCAUUGAUAAAAGAACACUAGCUACAUUGAGAGAGGAUUUGGUCCUUGAAAAGUUAAAGAGCCAACAGUUGUCUAGUGAAAUGGACAAACUGAGCCAAGAGCUGGAGAAGAUUGGAUUGAACAAAGAGCUGCUGCUACAGGAUGAUAAUGGCAAUGACAACAAAUAUAAGAUUCUGGAAAGCAAAACUGACUCUGCAUUAAAGACAACACUAGCCAUUAAAGAAGAAAAGAUUGUAUUGUUAGAGGCUCAAGUGGAAGAGUCUCUUAACUUGAAUCAGCAGUUGCAGAAUGAGCUAAAUACGAUAAAGAAGGACUUUGAAGUUCUUAAGCAAAGUCAAGAAGAUAGGCAAUGUGUGAAGAACUCAUUAAAAUCUCCGGCAGAAAAACUCGUUUCCAACCACCAGAUGAAAGAGAAAUGGGAAACAGGACACCGAGAAACAACAAUGGAGCUGCUGAAAGUGAAAGACAGGGCUAUAGAGCUGGAAAGGAAUAAUGCAGCCCUCCAUGCUGAGAAGCAGCUGCUGAAAGAACAGCUGAAGCAUUUGGAAAUGCAGAAUGUCUCUUUCAACAACCAGAUCCUGACACUACAGAAGCAAAAUGGCUUCCUUCAGGAGCACAACACUGCUCUGCAGACCCAAACAGCCAAGCUCCAGGUAGAAAAUUCAACCCUGAGCUCCCAGAGCACUUCACUGAUGGCCCAGAAUACUUUACUCCAAAACCAGCAGACAGCUAAGGAAAAUGAGAAUGAAAAUCUACUGAAACAGAAAGAUCAGCUAAAAGCUGAAUACGAGUCACUGCUGCAGGACCACGAACACUUUGCCUCACUGCAUGAGCGACAGUCCACAGAAUAUGAAAUGCUAAUAAAGCAGCACAGCUACCUGAAAACUUUGCACAAAAAUCUGGAACUGGAGCACAAAGCUCUCGAGGAAAGGUACAAUAGUUUAGUAAAACACAAGGCAGAACUGGAAGAAUUGGAAAUUGUUCUAAAAACCGAGAGAGAGGUUCUGCAGCAAGAAAGGAGAACAAAUACAAUAACCACUGGAGAAAAUCAAAAGAUGAGAGAAGAACUGGACAGGGUAAAUUUCUUGCAUAGCCAGCUAAAGGCAGAGUAUGAGGGGCUGCAUGCACACACUAAGGAGCUGAAAACCUCAUUGAAUAAUUCUCAGCUGGAGCUGAACCGCUGGCAGGCUCGUUAUGAUGAACUGAAGGAGCAGCACCAGUCCAUGGAUAUCUCCCUGACCAAGCUUGAUAACCACUGUGAACUGCUUACCCGUCUAAAGGGAAAUCUGGAAGAAGAGAACCAUCAUCUCCUGAGCCAGAUCCAGAUGCUGAGUCAGCAGAACCAAAUGCUACUGGAGCAAAACAUGGAGAACAAGGAACAGUAUCAUGAAGAGCAGAAGCAAUACAUUGAUAAAUUAAAUACAUUAAGGAGACACAAAGAAAAACUGGAAGAGAAGAUAAUGGAUCAGUACAAGUUUUAUGAUCCUGCUCCAAAAAAGAAAAACCACUGGAUUGGAGCCAGAGCUUUAGUCAAACUGAUCAAGCCAAAGAAAGAGACUACAAAGGAGCGAUUGAUAUCAUCGGUGGAGAGUCCUCCAUGGCACUCUGAAUCCACAGAGACAGCAUCCUCACCAUCUGCUUCUCAGAUAUUCAAGCAUCAGCAGGAGAGUCUGGAUAACACCUCUCUGGGGUCAAACUCUAUGGAAGAGAAAGUGAGCCACAAUGGAGCUUCAAACAAAGCUCAACGCAAAAAGAUUGCCUUUUUGAGAAGCAAAAGCAAGGACAAAGAAAAGUCUCCUAAGUCUCCAUCGAAUCAUCAGUCUCUCACUAAUCGUCUGCGAUUCUGGUCUUCUUCCGACAUCCCAUCUUCUCCUAAUGAACCUCUUUCUUUCUCGGAAAUGGGAGAUUCAUUAACGGAUCUAAAACAAAACCGAAUUUCCCAACGUGGAGGCAGCAAUGAUCAUGUUGAAAAUUCAGCAGACUCUGCUACUAAGCACUGCAUGGAGCUGGGUUCCCGAACUUACUCUACCUCAGCCAUCCAUUUGACCGCUUCAAGUUCUACUCCCACUUCCAGGCACCAAAGCAAACCCAAAGGAUAUAAUUCAGAGGAUAAUCUUUGUGACCAAUCCACUGAGGUAGAGUUUUCAAGAAACAGGCAAAAUGUUUCCAAGCUAAAUAGUUUAGAGAGCAGUCGAAAUGCAUCCAGCAGUAGUUCACCUGUCAACUUGAAAGGUAAGAUACUUUCAGAGCUGAGAUUCUCCAUUUUCAUUCUUUCUGUCAUCCAUGUUCCUUUUCAGCGGCGACGCAGCUUAAAUGAAACCGAAAUUAUCUCAUUGCACCAAUUUCUGUUAGAAGCUGACGCACUGUAUCCCUCUUGCCAUUUCCCAUCUCAUUCCCUCCAUCAGGAACCUUCGUGUUCAGUCGAACCAGUCCUCAGUCAUUCGUGUUGUGACAGUCUGAGGCACAGAACUGGCAGUGGGAGUAGGAGAGCAACUUCGCUGUCUAUCCCCAGGGACACUUCCAGUAGCAGAGAUGACUUGCUGAGUGAUUAUUUUAGAAAAGCAAAUGAACCCCCUCCUGUUGGGAACCAGUUGAGUCAGCCAAGUAGAAAGGAGACAGCUAAGGCGCCUACCAGCUAUGUGUCACCAACCAUAAAAAUGACCAUCGCCAGUGAAGAAGGGAGAGUGGCUAAACCUGGACACUAUGUCAAACCCAACCUUAGACCAGCUGAAUCUGAGGCACUGGCCACAGGAUCUCUUAAACUUCCUCCCACACCACCACAUCAGCCGCUCAGUGGGCUGAGGCCAAUGGCACAACCGCAGCAGACCAGUACAAUGAGCCAGAGGAAUGCCUCACUGAGCAGAGCCUUUAGUUUGGCCUCUGCAGACCUCCUGAGAGCCACAGGUCCAGAGACAUACAGACAGGAGAGCCCUCAGAAGCUAGGUGCAGAUGUUCGUACGGGCAAAGACUCUGGCAGUCAGACCUUGCGGCUCUCUGUGCCCCCAGGCUCUCACGCUACCAUACGAGAUAGACCACAGUCUGCAAAGGCAGCGUGCACUUUGCAAACUGUCGAUUCCCGUUGUCGGCAGCUUGAUGUGAGACGUCUUUCUCUGGCACCUCCAAAGGAGGAGAGGCCUCUUUCGUUUCAUCAGUCCUCUGCCUCUGCAAGUGCCAACAGUGUACAGCAGCCUGAACAAGUGAGUGCAGUGCCUGGGCAGCACUAUUCACCCACACGAUAUAUACCAGCUAAAGUCAAAUCCAAGCCAGCCGCAUGCUCCGGGGAAGUGGCCACCGUGACUCCUGUCAGAGCUGCCUCUAGUAACAGUGAGGGUGAUGUUACCCAAGGGCAAAGUCGGAGUGAUGCCCUCAUUACCAAGUGCCAGAGUAGGUCACCAGAAGGCCACGCUGGUGCAGGGGGAAUAGAGGAAUCCAACAGAGGGGGCAGCUCCAAGAGCACUCCUGGUUCUCCAGAUCCCCAUGGGGACCAGCAGACUGUCUGGUAUGAGUAUGGAUGUGUGUAAUCUGUUGAUUCUCUUGGUAAUGUGUUUUAAGCUGGUUACAUUUGGGUGGAAUUUGCUAGUGGCAUUUGUCUAAACACUGUGGCAGGUCUUAAAAGGCAUUCCCUGCACCUAAUUUUCUAGUUUGUCUAAAUGCCUUCCAGCCAUUGGUUUUUAAUGGAACAAAGGACAUUUUCACAGUUAAAACACAGACCUGAACAGCCGAACCAGGGCCUUUCCUUUCACACUAUAGUGCCUAAAAUAAAGUGGACCCCUUACAGACUCCCACAAAAGACUUUGGGCCUAAUUUUCAGAAGUGUUGAGCACCCACAAAUCCAGCUGAAGACAAGGAGAUCUGUGAGGGCUCACCACUCUCUGACAAUUGGUCACCGCCUCUCCAUAUCUUCAUACUGCCCUCUCCCAUGCUCCCCCAGAUUCUGCAUUAAAGAAACAUUCAUGAGUCAAAUUUAACUGUGCUGAAUUCAGCCCUCAGUUUGAAAAAUGACUUAAGUUGCUGAAAAGAUCAUGUAAAAGCCAAACUCCUCCCUAGGGAAAAGAACCAGACGCUUGCAACAGCUUAAAGAAAAGCUGAAGGGCAAAAGUGUAUGGCUUUUCAGUGAGUGUAAGUAAAAGCUAUUAUGUUUGUGACAGCUGCAUUUUAUAAAUAGGAGGAGUAGAAUUAAAGGGUCCCAUAUUAACCUUUCACAUUGGGAACUGUUUGAACCCAAAGAGAUCAGUGUAUUUGCCUUGCUCCUCCACUACACGCACAGUUCAGCAGAUCCUUGAUUCUGAAAACCAGGUGGUGCUGCCUUUUGACACUUGCUUUAUCUUUUAUACAAACACUGGAACUGAUACAGCCUGUUCAGGGAGAUGCCUGAUUUCAAUGGCAUUGCAAAGAUGGCAUCCCAUGUACAAAGGUGACUUGUACACAUGUAAAUGAAAAGUUAAAUCAUUGUAUAGGAUUGCGUGUAAACUGUAUUAAUAAAUGUGCUAUCACUUCUUCUUGCAUCCCCAUGUGCAUGAUUGCCCAUGUCCUAAGUAAUAUACAGGAAUCUCUCUCAUAGGAUGAAGUCUUUGUUUCUGUCUUAAAGAACUUGUUCAGUGUAGAAACCAAAAUAAUGUUAUAUACAUGAGAAAGAAAUCUACUUUAAAAAAAUCUAUUUAUGUUCAAAUAAAAUUUCUCAUGUGUCUGUCAAGUUUCAUCAGCUGCUUAUGUAUAUAUGAUGAAACAUGUAUCUUUAAUUCUAUUCAUGUUUGUAAAGGUGUUUCCUUAUGAUAGACUAAAUCCCUAAAAAUUUUUAAGGUUUUCCUUACACUGGCUCUGAUUUAAUAUAGCAAAAGACAUAUGUAAGCAAUUUUAAACUGAUAUCUGGUCAGCUAGGAAUGUUUUUGUUAUAGUAUGUAGCAAUCACAUUCUGAAAAC